AUGCCCACAGAAGUCGAGGGGACCCAUGAGGUUAGGCCUGGGGAUGUAUCACUUUACACCAAGACCUGGAAGCCAGAUGGCCCUCCGAAAGCGAAAGUCAUCUUCGUCCAUGGAUUCAAUGAUCAUAUUCACCGCUACUACGAGCUCUUCCCAACCCUCGCCUCCCACGGCAUCGAGGUUCAUGGCUUCGAUCAGCGAGGCUGGGGCCGCUCUGUCAAAACACCCUCUGAUCGAGGCUUGACGGGCCCCACUUCUCAGGUCAUAUCAGACAUUGUUUCCGUUAUAAAGUCCCAGCUUCCCUCGCCAGUGCCACUUUUUGUCAUGGGACAUAGCAUGGGCGGCGCGGAAGUAUUGACUCUUGCCAGUGACCCCCAGUAUGAGGACCUGAUGCCCAGCAUCCGCGGUUGGGUAUUAGAGAGCCCCUUUAUCGAUUUCCCCAAAGGGCAGGCGCCCGGCGCUGUUACCGUUUUUCUUGGCCGAUUAGCAGGAAAGUUACUACCUCACAGCCAGCGCUUUUCUGCUCUUAAGCCAGAAACCCUCACCCGAGACCCAGAAGUGGUCAAAUCGCUAACGGAUGACCCUCUUACCCACGGUUAUGGCACGCUGGCGGGCUUAUCAGCCAUGUUAGACCGGAGUGCGGCCUUGCACGGGGGAAAGGUGACGUUGAGUAAAGGUGUCAGGAGUAUAUGGUUAGGUCAUGGGACAAAGGAUAUGGGAACAUGCUACCACGCUAGUGAUCAAUGGUUCAAGAGACAGACGCAGGUCCAGGAUAAGGAGCUCAAGACAUAUGACGGCUGGUAUCAUCAGCUACAUGCAGAUCUGCCAAAGGAAAGAGCCGUAUUUGCCAAAGAUGUCAGGGAUUGGAUUUUAGCUAGAGUAGGUGUUGAGGAGGCUCGCCAGGGGUCUGAUUCUAAACUAUGA
This is a messenger RNA of Venustampulla echinocandica, 921 nucleotides long. RefSeq names its product Lysophospholipase-like protein. The coding region runs from base 1 to 921 and encodes 306 amino acids. Lineage: Eukaryota; Fungi; Ascomycota; Leotiomycetes; Helotiales; Pleuroascaceae. Gene Ontology annotation, cellular component: membrane. The record is from RefSeq and is a predicted model, not a curated record. Gene Ontology annotation, molecular function: lipase activity. The transcript has 2 exons.